CCAUACAUGUAAAGAUUAUCUGAUGUGCAGUGGGUGAAUGCUGCAGGCUUGUUUUGCUUUCCCCUUUCCUGUAUUGCUUCCUUUACACACUCUCAGGAAGUGUAAUGUUUUUUUUGUUGUUUUUUUUCACACACUGGUUUGGUUCUGAACUUCUCCAACUCUUACAGAAAAGAAGCAAUUAUCCUUUUUUUGUUCUUUUUAGCAGUAAAAGCAGUGGUUCUGUUCAUGGAAUAGUGCUUUAUUUGCUUUAAAUUGAGUUGAGAUGUUUGCAUUGAACAACAUGGACUGCAUGAAACUCCAUUGGCUUCCAUGGAAACAGUUUUGGGAAGUCGAUGCUCUGGGAGGAGUUUUGGGGUGUUCUUUUUUUUCUUUUUUUUUCUCCCUCAGUUUUCUUCAGGAUGACACAUGAAACUUUCCCGAGCAGUAGUUUGGUCCCAGACUGUGCUGCGCUGCGCUCCUUUAUCUCCAGGACCAACGACCUUCAGCUUUGUAGAACCUCAAGCUCCUGCCUGUUUUAGAAGUCCGUCCAAUGGGGGAAACCGACGGAGUUUGAAGAAACGCCACCGACAAGACAAGUCUCAAAUGCGCUGCGAUGAGCCCGCAGGACGCCGCGAAGUGACGGAAGAGCAAGAAGUUGAGAAACGUCGAGCGCUUUCGCCCGGGCUCGGUUUUCGGCUCUAGAGCUCGCAGUGGCCCCCGGAGAAGCUGCGUGCAGCGCCAUGGCCGCUCAGUGCGACGCCUUAAGCGGAUACUUGCAGCAGUCGGACCAGGGCUCCAACAGCGAGCGCAGCGCCGACUCGCCUCUGCCGGGAUCGGAGGAGGACCUCAGCGGGCCCCUCCAGCUGCCAGACCCGGAGUGGACGGAGGAGAGGUUCCGGGUGGACCGCAAGAAGCUGGAAGUCAUGUUGUUAGCUGCCUCUGAGGGGAGAGUCAACGGGGGUGAGGAUUUCUUUCAGAAGAUCAUGGAUGAAACCCAAACGCAGAUUGCGUGGCCUUCCAAACUGAAAAUUGGAGCCAAGUCCAAAAAAGAUCCACAUAUCAAGGUGUGCGGGAAAAGAGAGAAUGUGAGAGAAGCAAAAGACAGAAUUAUGUCUGUCCUUGACACAAAGAGCAACAGGGUGACUUUGAAGAUGGACGUUUCCCAUACAGAGCACUCCCAUGUGAUUGGCAAAGGUGGCAACAACAUUAAGAGGGUGAUGGAAGAGACGGGGUGCCACAUCCAUUUCCCAGACUCCAACAGGAACAACCAGGCAGAAAAAAGCAACCAGGUGUCCAUCGCAGGACAGCCAGGAGGGGUGGAGGCGGCUCGUGUAAAAAUAAGGGAACUGCUGCCUCUUGUGCUGUCCUUUGAGCUUCCAGCCAUCAUGCAGGCCGACCCCAGCUCCCCCACGGUGCAGCACAUCUCUCAGACCUACAACCUCACCGUUUCCUUCAAACCCCCAACACGUCUCUACAGGGCCACCGGUGUAGUUCGGGGCUCCCAGAACAACACCAAUGCUGUCAAGAGAGGCACAGCUCUGCUGCUGGAGCACCUUGCUGGCAGUCUGGCGAGCACCAUCUCAGUCACCACCCACCUGGACAUCGCACCACAGCACCACCUUUUCAUGAAGGGGCGCAAUGGCAGCAACAUCAAGCACAUCACUCAGCGAACAGGAGCCCAGAUUCACUUCCCCGACCCCAACGCCCCCCAGAAGAAGUCCACUGUCUACAUUCAGGGCACCAUUGAAUCUGUUUGCCUGGCACGGCAGUACCUCAUGGGCUGCUUGCCUCUAGUGUUAAUGUUUGACAUCAAAGAGGACGUCGAGGUGGAGCCUCAGUGUAUUACGGCAUUGAUGGAGCAGCUGGAUGUCUUUAUCAGUAUUAAACCAAAGCCAAAGCAGCCCAGCAAGUCAGUGAUAGUAAAGAGCGUGGAAAGGAAUGCGGUCAACAUGUACGAAGCUCGAAAAUUCCUCUUAGGUCUGGAGAGCAACGGUGUGUCGUCUUCUUCUGCCCCUGGAGCGCUGACCCCCCCCACUAAUGGUCUGUCCCCGUCACUUAUCUGCCCCGUCGGCCUGGACAUCCUGACCUCAGCUGGACUGGGGCUGACCAAUCUGGGUUUCCUGGGUGCAGCAGCCCCCCACUCCAUGGCUAACUCAGCCAUUCCCAACGCUGUCCUCAACAGCUUAAACUCCUCUCUGAGCCCCAGCAACCCUCCACCGUCACCCUCUCUGUGGGCCAGCUCUCUCACCGGCACCCAGAGCUUUUCAUCUCAGCUGAUUCUGCACCCUGCCACUCAAGCCACUCUCAGCAGCAUCCUGCUUUCUGGAGUUCAGGGUUACACACACAGCACAACAUCUCCUCCACCCGGCCUCGCCCCCAUCGACAAGCAGCCGAACGGGGUCCCCGACUGCGGCCUCAAUGGACAUGUCAAGCACCCAGGCUCAGUGUAUGGGAGGUUACCAACAGCAGGACUUGCAGAAACAGUUUUGACCCCAGCGCCAUGUGACUCUGCCCAGGAAGCCAGCGGGCACAAUCCAUCAGAACCACUCUCCAGCAAGUCCAAUUCAGACGAAGGCUCUGAUACCUUUGUGGAGGUGGGCAUGCCCAGGAGCCCCUCUCAUUCAGCUAAUGGCAAUGAGCUGAAACAGAUGUUGGCUUCAUGUAAGACGGCAUCAGGGAAGCGACAGGCUGUGGAGCUCCUCCAGGGGACCAAGAACUCCCAUCUGCAUUCUGACUGCCUCCUGUCUGAUGGGAAGUCUGGCUCCUCAGACAGUCCUGUGGCGGAUAAGAAAGCACCAGGCAGUGAGCGGGCAGCUGAGAGGGCUGCACAGCAAAAUGAGAGGAUUAGACUCACACCGCAGACUUCUUUUCCUAACAUGCAGGCAUUUGAUUAUGAACAGAAAAAGUUGUUGGCAACAAAAGCUAUGCUAAAGAAACCUGUGGUGACUGAGGUUCGAACCCCCACAAACACAUGGAGUGGGCUGGGCUUCUCCAAGUCUAUGCCAGCUGAAACCAUCAAGGAGCUGCGGAGAGCCAAUCACGUCUCAUAUAAACCUAGCAUGACCACCACCUACGAGGGUUCCCCACUGUCUCUGUCUCGGUCUGGCAGUCGGGAAGGCAUCGGGAAUGGUAGUGACUCUGAAAACUGGAGGGAGAGAAACGGCUCUGGAAGUGGCCUUCCGAACCACAGCGACUUCCCCUCAUGUGUCAGCAGUCCCAAAAGGAAGCAGAACAAAUCUGCGACAGAGCAUUACCUCAGCAGUAGCAACUACAUGGACUCCAUUUCUUCUGUAACUGGAAGCAACGGCUGCAGCCUGAACUCGUCCCUGAAAGGCUCCGACCUGCCAGAGCUUUUCAGCAAGCUGGGUUUGGGGAAGUACACAGAUGUCUUCCAGCAACAAGAGAUUGACCUCCAGACAUUCCUGACCCUCACAGACCAGGACCUCAAGGAAUUGGGAAUCACCACCUUUGGGGCCCGCAGAAAAAUGCUGCUUGCUAUUUCAGAGCUAAACAAGAACAGGAGGAAGCUAUUUGAGCCACCCAUCAGGUCUUCCUUCCUGGAGGGAGGAGCAAGCGGACGCCUCUCCCGUCAGUUUAACUCCGACAUAGCCAGCGUAAGCGGCCGAUGGUAGGCUUCUCCUGAGGGUCAUCUUCAGCCCGUCCAUGAAAACCAGCUUCAGUGGUGCCAUUUGCAGCUGAGGCCUCCUAGUUUCUGCGCUCCGGCUUAAACGAAGACUGUUGCUUUUACUACAGUAUUAAAAAAAUAACAUGUAUUUGUUCAAAAAGCCAUACUUUUACCUUAAGUGCCAACAAAAGAAGGGAUUCCGUGGAUUGAAGUUCAGUGUUCACUUUUUAUGGAAAACACUAAGUCCAAAUGAAGCAUUUGUGUAUGAAGGUUGAUGUUAUGGUUCCAUAGAAGGGUAAUGUCCAGUAUUUCUUGUCCAUUUUUUUUUGUAUAAGGGAACAGGCAGAAUGAGAAAUUUAACCAUUUUAUAGAUUGAUACUACCUGCAUUUGCAUUAUGCUAUUGUAUCAGUGACAUGCACUUUAAAAAAAAAAGAAAAAACUACGUUUGCCUGUGACAGCCUUACUCCUUGGAUGGAAAUAAUUCCAUUGCGGCAUUUUUGUUUUUGUUUUUGACCCGAAAGCACAGACGUAGUUCGCAACAAACCAAAAACUCUGAGCACUUAGCCAGUGAGAGAUGCAGGUCAGCAAGUUUCUGUGGUGACUCUGUGACUUUACCACUUAAACCAAAGGGAAGUCAUUGUGACCUUUGACCUUAGUGAUUGGUGGAGAUUCCCCUAGAGUCAGCGUUCAAAGUUAAUUUGUCUUUGUAUAUCAAAACGAAACAAUUUAUGUUAUAUGCAUUAUGAUUUUAUGUUUAUUUGUAAUUUUCAUUUUAGGCUAUGAGUGGAAUGUUUUUUGGUAAUCGGUUUACAUAUGUAUUUUUUUUAUAAACCUUUAUUGAGUUUCUAUGAUUUGUUUUUCUUUUUUGCUUGUUUCUGCCCCUAAAUCUGUGGAGCCAUGGUAUGGCUGUGCCAUAUGACCGCAGCAGAGUUAUAAGGCAGUCAGGCUCAGUCUUAAAGGCCUCUGAUUGUGUAACAGAGAAACUUUCUGUGGUUCUCCUUCUGUUUAUAGUGCAUGACGUUUCAUCUCUUACUUGUCGCCACAUCUGUGUGCCUUAAAUCUCUCUGUAAGCUCCCCAUCAGAUAGGAAUCAGGAUAUUAUUAGCUGACUUAGUUUCAUUUAAGUUAAUUAGUUUGCUUACAAAACCAAGUAGGAAUACAUUUUUGACAUUCUGCACUGUUGAUCUGUAUUUUGCUUUUUAUUUUUACUUAUUUUUUUUAAAUGUAGCUUUUGUUUAGAAAAUGAAAACAGGAAGAAGUUUGCCCAGCAUUUGUUGAGCGUUUUUUCUAAAAAGUUUCAAUAUCUGUUCCAUUUCAAUUGUGUUAUACUUUUGCCAUUACUUUCUAGCAAUGUGCCCUAAAUACAAAAAAAUAAGUAAUAAUUAUCAUUUAAAAUAUUGUACAGACGGUAAGGAUGAAGAGAUUUGGUUCUGUUAAUUAAACUAUGACAGAAAGUUCUUAUGGAAUUUCAUGCAAAAUUUCACUUUUUGAUAAUAAUGAUCCCCUCUGUGGUGAUUUUUCACUAAUUCUCUAUUUUAAACUCUUCCCUGCCCACCAUUUUUAAUUUGCUUAGUGUUUCUAUGCAUAAUACUUUUUUUUUCCCAAAGCAAUAAAGCAAACUUGGAGUGAUUUUAUUUUAUUUUAUUUUUUACUUUUAUUUCUUUGUUACCAGUAACCCGGGCUGCUGAUUGGCCCUCCACUCAUCAUGGUACUAUAGAAGCACUGAUCCCAGCAGUGCUGUGACUCGUGUUCCUGCCUAGCGGACAUUUGUUUUCAUCCUUCACCUGGUUUUGACGCAUUUGCUCUGAUGGCAGCGGCUGUUCUUGUCCAAUUAAGCAAAUGUUCCGAAAAAGUAAUUGUUGCAUGUUAUAGCAGCUUGAUUAUGAAUCAGUGAAGGGAUUCAGGAGGUCAAAGAGUUUUCUGUCAGCUCAUCCAGUUUUUGUCCUUCAUGAAGUGCUUUAAUGAACAUGUCUUUGAUUUAUUGUUUUGUUUCUUUUACAGAGAUGUCUUUCAAUAAAUCUCUUGUAUUGCAAUCAAAUGGUACAUCUUAAGUGAACCACUACAGGAAGGACAUUUUGUUCAAUGUGUUCCAUCUGUUGCUACCGUUAAUUUGUGUGUGAGUGUGUGUAAGAAAGGUGAUAGGAAUUUGCGUUGAAGCAUUGUCAUGAGGUCAAAGCCCAGUUCACUGUUGCAUUUGUUGAUGCUCUUGUUUUUGUAACUCAUGCAAACAGGAGAUUUGUUUAAAAAAUGUACGUGAAAAAAUAAAUCCAAAAUAAAUGUUGGUUUAAACAU
Oryzias latipes (Japanese medaka) is the source of this 5896-nucleotide messenger RNA. RefSeq names its product BicC family RNA binding protein 1a (gene bicc1a). Gene Ontology annotation, cellular component: cytoplasm. The record is from RefSeq and is a predicted model, not a curated record. Gene Ontology annotation, molecular function: protein binding; RNA binding. NCBI's taxonomy places the organism in Eukaryota, Metazoa, Chordata, Actinopteri, Beloniformes, Adrianichthyidae.